This is a messenger RNA of Podarcis raffonei (Aeolian wall lizard), 1598 nucleotides long. It is a transcript of the gene SKAP1, whose product is annotated as src kinase associated phosphoprotein 1. Gene Ontology annotation, molecular function: protein binding. Lineage: Eukaryota; Metazoa; Chordata; Lepidosauria; Squamata; Lacertidae. The record is from RefSeq and is a predicted model, not a curated record. Gene Ontology annotation, cellular component: cytoplasm; plasma membrane. The coding region runs from base 345 to 1211 and encodes 288 amino acids. The transcript has 10 exons.
GGCUUGCAGGUGCUGGCAGCAAAUAUUAGACCACAAGACACCCUGAAGUGAGCCAGUGCGCCGACUGUGUCACCACACAGCUUGCCCAUAUGUUAUUACUUAUACAUCAACCCUCUCUGAGUAAUGGCCUGCAGGUUGAGGCAAAGCCAGCUUUCGUCGAGCAUAUAUUUCAGCAGUGUUUAAAUAAGCCCAUCGAGACGCGCGUCGCGUGAACUUUUCUCUCCCAUCCGUCUGCUCAGAGCUGCCUGUGGAACAAAAUGAAUGGAGAAUACAGGAGGCAGGGGGGAGGCGCUUUGAGCCUUCCUCACUCCCCUGGAAAAUGAGCUAGUCUGCUUUAACAAUAAAUGGUGACCAGUUCGAAAGCACACAUGACCGGUCUAGUGAAGAUUGAGCAAACUGAGAGCAACUUGCAGAAGGCCACUCAAGAGCAAGGAGGCAUUCUAAAACAAGGUUACUUGGAAAAGAGAUCCAGAGACUCUAAAAUAUUUGGCUCUGAGUGGCAGAAGCGAUGGUGUGUCCUUGACAAUAUGGCCUUCUACUACUUUGCAAAUGAAAAAAGCAAGCAACCAAGAGGCAUGUUUGUCAUUGAGAACUACCAUGCCCAGAUGGCUUUCCACUUGCGCAAGGAUUCUCGAAGAGAUUGCUGCUUCGAGCUGACCUCUCCUGGUAAACGUACCUACGAGUUUACAGCUGUUAGCUCUGCAGAAGCCAUGGACUGGGUGGAUCAGAUCCAAUUCCUGCUUAAGGAUAUUAAGUCCUCAGUUAUCCCCUGUGAGGAAGUCGAGGACGACGAUGACGACAAUAUCAAAGAAGAGGCCUAUGAUGACAUAGACAGUUUUGAUUCCCCCAAUGUGACACAUCAUCAGGAUACCUCUUUGGACCUGGAGAAGGAUGAGGAUGAUGGACAGAGCGAUGACUGCAUUUAUGAAGUUCUUCCAGAUGAUGAACUUGGUUUGUCCACUUCAGAUGGCAGAGAAGAUGCUGGAAGCAUGGAGAAGACAGGACUCAGAAGAAAGUAUGUGAAUUACUAUCAAGGUCUGUGGGAUUGUGCUGGUGGCCAUCCAGAUGAGCUGUCAUUCCAGCGAGGAGAUUUGAUAUACAUCCUCAGCAAGGAGUACAAUAUGUAUGGCUGGUGGGUUGGAGAGCUGAACAGCAUGGUGGGGAUUGUGCCAAAGGAAUAUCUUAUGCCCGCCUACGAUGUGGAAAGAUGAAUGGCAGAUAACCUGGGUCUCAUCUCUUCCCGUCCCUUGCAUUGUUGACGCAACAGAAACACUUCCUAGAACCCCUCUUUGCUAUUCCUAAGAAAAAUAUGUGCACAUGAGAUGUCCUCAACCCACAUUAAAUCUGCUGCAGAAGCACAGUCUCCUCUCCUGUUGUUCCUUCAGCCUUUUCCAUUCUGAGAUAGAGUUCUUCACACUCUAGAGACUUUUGCUCUAGUACUUUCCCCGCACUUGGCACAUGCUCUUGUUCUGCAGAAGGUGGCCAGACAUUCCACAUACAUGAUGGUGGGGGCAGUACUUGCUUUUGCAGAACACUCAAUGGGGAAAUAUGUUGACAAUAUUUCGGAAUAAAUACUUCUGUCAUUUGCUGAUUAGAAA